Zophobas morio is the source of this 975-nucleotide messenger RNA. Its product is annotated as dnaJ homolog subfamily C member 9. Gene Ontology annotation, molecular function: heat shock protein binding. The coding region runs from base 133 to 903 and encodes 256 amino acids. The record is from RefSeq and is a predicted model, not a curated record. Gene Ontology annotation, cellular component: cytoplasm; nucleus. The transcript is spliced from 2 exons. Lineage: Eukaryota; Metazoa; Arthropoda; Insecta; Coleoptera; Tenebrionidae.
GCAAUUCUGUGCAAUUGGCGCCGGGCUGUUGUUCGUUUGUGUCAAACGCCUUUGAAGUCUAACCAAUAAUUUAAGCAAAUUAAAGUGAGUUUUCCUGCAAAAACAAUAAACAGCACAAAUUUGUUGGUCAAAAUGUCAACUUUUAAAGAAAUGUGCGAACAAUAUUUCGGAACAACCGAUCUUUACGAAGUUUUGGGAGUAGAACGUACUGCGACGGACAAAGAGAUUAAGAAAGCGUACCACAAGCUCUCGCUUCUGGUGCACCCUGACAGAGUGGAGGAGAGUCGAAAAGCUGUAGCCACAGAAAAAUUCAAAGUUCUGGGAAAAAUCCACUCAAUUCUGCAAGAUGAAGAUAAAAGAAAGUGCUAUGAUGACUGUGGGGAGAUUGACGAGGAAAGCGACUCCAAUUUCAACUGGAUGGAGUAUUGGAGAGCUAUUUUCAAGAAAAUUGAUAUUAAAGAUAUCGAAGAGCACGAAAAAAGUUACAUUGGAUCUGAGACAGAAUUGCGCGAUAUUAAAAAAGCGUAUGUGGGAGGGAAGGGUAAUAUGGAUUUGAUACUGGAAAUGGUUCCAUUUAGUAACUGUGACAGUGAACCCCGAAUUCUGGAAAUAGUCAGAAAGAUGAUUGACGAUGGGGAGGUUGAAGAAUAUCCUGGAUUUUUUAAUGAGUCUAAGCAGAAAAAAGCCAGAAGGAGGAAGAAGUAUGAAGAGGAGAAGAAAGUUGCUGAAAGCAUUGACAGAAAAGCAUUAGAGCAAGAGCUCGAGUUGAAUAAGAAAAAACGAUUGAAGGGAUUUGUUGAUUUGAUUUCCAAUAUUGAGGCCAAAUAUGGAGGUGGUACAAAACGCAAAUCCAUAACAAACGGUGCAAAAACAACACCAAAAAAGAGAAGCAGUAGGAAGUAGUUUGGUUUUGAGUAUGUUUUUUUUUACUUUUUUCUAUGAAAUUUUAAAAUUAAUAAAACUAUGAUUAAGGAA